Molecule: messenger RNA, 363 nt
Organism: Gongylonema pulchrum
Lineage: Eukaryota; Metazoa; Nematoda; Chromadorea; Rhabditida; Gongylonematidae
Source: the annotation of a GenBank genome assembly
CGGGAGAUGUUCGCUCGGAAAGUGAAGUCGGCGGAUUUCACGGCGUCGUUGCAGCGCUUCGCCGAUCUUCACCGGGAUUGCGCUUCGCGAGCCAAGCAUCUUAAGCUUGCGCUGGACGCCCUCUGCGUACAGGAUAAGCGGCAGUUCAUGGAAGAUUACAGUUUUGAAACGUUUCAUCUUGUCGACGAAUUGCUGCUGCAGGCUGAUUUGACACAAACAGCACAAUCGGUUCUGGAGGCCGAAUCAGCUCUGUGGACACUGGAGCAGUUGCUGUGUCUUGUCCCUGAACUUGUCGGCAGCGGUGUGUUCUUUUUCCAGUCCAUCUUUCCUAAUCUGUCUCGUAUCUCCCGGUCUCUCAUCUGA